UUUCUGCAGGUAGGUCGCAUAGGAUGGUUAGAUGAUUCAAACGUUCAGAUACUUUACGUUUUCCCGACACCGCAAAGCGAGGAAUUGUUGACGAUCUUGAAAAAUUUAAUAGUCAGUGUACGUCCGGAUAUCGAUAUAUCGAAGAGAUUGUGGAUGCUAGAACCGGAACCAAAAUGUCUUUUGAAAAAUUGUGUUAGCGGUAGCGCCAAUUUAUUUUUUUCAUCGGACGUCUAUCGAAGAAUCCGAUACUUAACAGCUGGUAGACAUGCUUUCAUUUUACCCGGAGUGAUAGAUCAAAAAAAUAUCUUCAUUGCUUGCGAAUUACAAAUACCGAUAAUGGGUCUGCCAUUGCAGUUUCAAAAACGUUUAUUGAAAAAGUCUUACAUAAUGCAGCUAUUGGAUAUUAAUAAAGUCCAGCAUCCUCCUUUCAUACACAUUCAUAGCUUCGGCCAGUUGUGCAGAGGUAUGGCUGUAAUGGUUAUCGAAUAUCCAAUGUACAAGACAUGGUUCGUAAAGAUAGAUAACGGUUUUAAUGGAUAUCAAACUGCGAUUAUUUGUUUCAAAAAAGGUAUACUUGGAAGCGCGAUCAAGAAUAUAGAACGAACGUGCACUAUAAAUGAGGAUUAUUUAUGCAAAUUGUUGGCUGAAACUUUGCCGCUUCAACUGCAAGUUCAAAAGACGAUUUAUAAAAAUAAAAAAGAAUUUUUCCAUGAUUUAGAGAUGUUUGGUGGUAUUAUACAAGCUUGUCCAAACAAUGACUAUGAUGUUUUAAGUGUCGGUGUGUUUAUCGAACACGAUUUGGCUAAGCCUAUUGUUAUUACCGCAGCGGAAGUAAUUCAUUUUGGUAGAAAUAUUAGAAACGACAUGGCAUACUUUUUACCACAAAAUAAAAUUGUUCCAACCGAGCUCGAUCAGCUGGUAGAAACAGUUGGGAUAAUUUUGCGAAACGAACACGUUGUGGGAUACUUUGGCAUCGAUGUUGUUACUUUUCAUGAUGAAUUCGAUGAUAAACAUUCUUGGGUGGUGGACAUUGAUCCAUAUUAUACUGAUUUAAUAGCAUUUAGUGACUGGGUAAAAUUCUGUAUUGGCCCACGAAAGGAUGAAAAUAAGAGUUAUUUUCCAAAAAAUGUUACAAGCGAAUCAAAAGUUGAAAACAUAACCGAAUUAUUGACUCAAACUAAUAGAUACGCUAUUUGCUGUGGUAAACUUUUUGGCACUGGUUUGUCAAAAUACUGUGGAAGUACUCUAAUAAAUCUUUGCAAGCAAAAUCAAAUAUAUUAUGACAAUAAGGAAAAAAUAGGAUGUAUGAUAUAUCCAACAGACAGUCAUAAUCGUGCGAUCAGUAUUGUUUCAAUAAAUUCAACCAGAUUGAUGACAAUGAAAAAAUUUAUUGAAGCCUUGAGAGUAAUAAAUCAAUUAUCACUGAGAAUCAAUGUUACCGAAACAUUCGCGGAUACCAUAGAUUUUUGUCGUAAUUUAAAAUCAAUGCAACAAAAUCAAAAUUAAAAUAUAACCAAUGUCAUAUGUAAAAAUAUUUUAUUCUGAAGUGUAUAAAAUAAUUAUGAUGUAUUUCUUUUUGUGAUUAAUUUCUAUAGUUUGGACUAAUAAAGUAUUCGUUUAGACAAUU
Molecule: messenger RNA, 1627 nt
Organism: Vespula pensylvanica (western yellowjacket)
Lineage: Eukaryota; Metazoa; Arthropoda; Insecta; Hymenoptera; Vespidae
Product: IQ domain-containing protein H-like
Exons: 9
Coding region: 154-1506 (450 amino acids)
Source: RefSeq, a predicted model, not a curated record